Molecule: messenger RNA, 1695 nt
Organism: Pieris napi
Lineage: Eukaryota; Metazoa; Arthropoda; Insecta; Lepidoptera; Pieridae
Gene: Rcd6
Exons: 7
Coding region: 297-1406 (369 amino acids)
Source: RefSeq, a predicted model, not a curated record
GGUAGUCGCCGAGUGCGCGCGCAUUGUUUAUUUCUAAUUUAAAUUGUGUACGAUAAAAAGUGUAUUCUUAUUUCGAAUUUAGUAUUACUAAUACCGCUACUAUAUUCAUGACAGAAGGUUAAUUUGGAGUGUGGUGCUGUGUUUAAGUGUUAUAGAGAAAUUACUAUAUGAGAUCAGGCAAACGCCAUUUAAGCCUUUUAUUCCGUGAAAAGAUGUAGGUUGGUUCGAAACUAAAAUUACACUGUACCCUUACACCAAUAAUGAUUUUGGAUUUUUAAGAUUGUAUAAACGUCAAAAUGUCUACUAGCAAUGAUUUGAGCGAUGAAACUGAUGCAUCUCCAAGACUAAGGAUGAAACCAGCUGUUAAUAAGAUAUUCUGCUGCAGCGUCACGGCUGCUUCUGGAUUUAUUGCUGCUUAUGCUCUGGUGUCCUAUGCAAUCGCCCUAAUAUAUGAGAUAGUAUGGGUUGUGGAGUCUCAGAGUGGUCUGCCUAUACCAUCCGCUCUGCUUAUGAUAUGUUACUGCGUGGUUAUAGCGGCUACUGUCGUGCUGGUUCACGGCCUUAUAUCUAAAAACAACAAAUACCUGCUGGCGUGGCUUAUAUCAGUGAUCUUGGUGCUGAUUCCUGAGUGUGCUCUAGUUUUCUACAUGUCUAUAAGCCAUUGGGGUCUCCAAGGGGUGUACGGAGGUGCUGAGCUGGCAUGCUAUGUGGCUCGACUACCAGCCAUUGUGUGUGGAGUUGUCCUAGUACAGUCUGCGUAUGCACUUAGAGAAGCGAGGAAAAGUGAAUACGGUGCUGGAGUUGGUGUGAGCGGUAGUGAGUUCGAUGCCAGUCACUACGUCCCCGAUACUGCGGCACCGGCUUUCACUAAUGAGGGCUUUCUGGCGGAUAAUGGAAAAUCCGGUUCAAUGCCAGAUCUCCGUCGCCACUUGGCCGCUCGUCAAUCCAUCAAUAUGGGCUACCCCAUCAUGUUACCACAACCGCCUCCCGCCUACUGGCAACACUUAGCGGAACGGCAGUACGCAGCCUCUCUUCGAGGCUACCCGAAGCAUUACCCACAAAACUUUGGCACCUGGGUUGGUCCCAGAACCGACUACAAACGUCGCCACUCAGUCGUUGGCGCGUUUGACGAAUAUCCGACCAAAUAUGACUACGACGAUCGUAUGGACUGUAAGAGCGAAAUUAACGAACGGGUAAGCUACCCGUACAGACCCUAUUAUGACCCAAGAUAUCCCCCAGAUUACGCAUAUUUCCAGGACUUCAAAAGGGAAGAUGCGGGAUAUGGGGUCAAUUUGUUACGACAUGAUCCAUACUAUAGAGACAGGAUGUACGCUAUGCGAAAUAGUCACACGUCUGUGGGAAACGAAUCGGAUGAUUUGACUAAGUAUAAAGAUGUUGCUUUAUAAACAAGCUUAUUCUGAGUUAUUCAUUUCAUGAAAGACAAUCUCGGUGGCUUUGCACGGGUACAGUAUCGUAAGAAUAAUAGUUGUUACUUUAUUAAAAACAUGAUGAACAUAGGAACAGUCAGGCCAAAAUUCUAAUAGGAUUUUAAAGAAAAACUGUUAAUAUAUUAUAAAGAGAAAAUAUAAUAAAUAUAUUUAUACUCUACAAUUUAUCCCUCGUCCAUAAUCUAUGAAAUAAAGUAUUUUGUUUUGUGAUGCUUAAUCGGUGAAAAGUAAUAAUAAAGUUUGAUCU